UCGGCUUAGAUCUUGUUACUCGCGUAGACUUGGUCCAGACUCUGUACAAUGAACAUAUGGCUUCAGAAAGUCACAUCUGGGACUACUUAAUCACAGGAAUGGAAGCCACCAGACAAGAAAUUCCUCAUCCACAUCCACAUCGAUAUUCAGCCUCAUUCACAAAUCCACCUUUUACCACUUCGUCCACUUCGUCCACUUCGCCAAGCCCAUUCUCUAAGCGCUAAUCUAGCUUCUUGAAUCAAAACCGCCUAUCUUACCUCGAUCCUUUAUCAUCAUGGGUAUCGAUGUAACCAACGCUAUGGUCGACUUUUGCAAGUGGGCUACAGCAAAGCGACCCGACGGCUCCAAUCGUCGGUACAAGUAUGGGGAUUGCCACAACACAACCUGCCAUUGGUCCAUGGACUACAGCAAGGACUUGUGCCACUGCUUCGACAAAGUCGAAGCGGAACCCAAGACUGUUGCUGAGGAUGCUGUUGAGGAUGCAGAGAAGUAGAGAGUAAGUUUCGAGUGCAGGCACCACUGAAUUAGAAGCUUGUUCUUCUUAAU
Messenger RNA from Colletotrichum godetiae, 546 nucleotides. RefSeq lists its product as uncharacterized. The transcript has a single exon. The record is from RefSeq and is a predicted model, not a curated record. Lineage: Eukaryota; Fungi; Ascomycota; Sordariomycetes; Glomerellales; Glomerellaceae. Bases 275 to 493 code for a protein of 72 amino acids.